GGAGAUAAUGUAUUUUGAAAGCAGAAGAAGAUAAUGAUAAUGUAGAUAAUUCUGUAGAGGGUUUUAGAGUAUAUUCUUCGUCUCUCUUUCUCUAUCUAGUAAAAUGGUAUCUUUCUCUCUUUCCUCCUCCUCCUCCUCUUCUUCUUGUCUGAAACUCUUCUCUCACUCCCAGUUCACCAUUACCACCCUCUCCAAUCUCUCUGGCCACAAAAGAAGGUCCGAUUCCAGCUGCCGCUUCGUGGUGCUCUCCACCCACUCCAACCCCAAAAUUCUAAAGUCCAACCGCCGCUCCCGCUAUGGCCAGCCUCUCUCCCCCUACGACCAAGACGACGACGACGAGGUCUCUCGUGUUACUGACGUGUCUGACGACGAUUGGUUGCUCAAUGAUGACUUUGCGGAAAUUUCAGACUUUGAUGUGAAUGGAAAGAGGCCCAAAUCCCACAAGGGAUUUUCCAACAGUCAUUUGGAUGGCAGAAACAGCAAGCGCACUCUAGAGAAGAGUGAUAAGGAAGACUACUAUCAUAGACCAAGCAAAACAAAGGAAGUCACUUCCGGGGAUGUACCUCGCAAGGGAAAGCUAGCAACAAGGAAAGCUAUGGAGGAUAGAUUCCCUCGGCUGUCAGAAGAUGUCGAAUUGGAUGAGAAGUGGUUACCCCUUAUUGAUUAUCUAUGCACAUUUGGGCUUAAGGAAUCACACUUUAUUCAAAUGUAUGAGAGGCAUAUGCCUUCUCUUCAAAUAAAUGUGUGCUCAGCGAAGGAAAGGUUGGAAUAUUUGUUGAGUGUUGGUGUCAAACAGAGAGAUGUAAGAAGAAUGAUUUUGAGGCAGCCACAGAUCCUUGAAUAUACAGUUGAGAACAAUUUGAAGUCCCAUGUUGCUUUCCUGAUGAAUCUGGGUAUUCCAAGUUCCAGGGUCGGGCAGAUUAUUGCUGCUACACCAUCCCUGUUCUCCUAUAGUGUUGAGAACUCGUUGAAACCAACUGUGAGAUACUUAGUUGAAGAGGUCGGGAUUAAGGAAAAAGAUUUAGGUAAAGUUGUGCAGUUAAGCCCUCAAAUUCUGGUUCAGAGGAUUGAUAUAUCAUGGAAUACGCGUUUGCUAUUUCUUUCUAAGGAGAUAGAAGCACCCAGAGAUAGUAUAGUGAAGAUGGUUAAAAAACAUCCGCAGUUCCUCCACUAUAGCAUUGAUGAUGGGCUACUGCCCAGGAUCAAUUUCCUUAGGAGUAUUGGGAUGUGUAAUUCUGACAUCUUGAAAGUUUUAACUAGUCUAACGCAGGUACUAUCCCUAUCACUGGAGGAUAAUUUAAAGCCGAAGUACAAGUACUUGAUAAAUGAACUUCAUAACGAAGUGCAUUCCUUGACCAAAUAUCCUAUGUACCUAAGCUUGUCAUUAGACCAGAGAAUUCGCCCUCGACAUAGAUUCUUGGUUUCUCUGAAGAAAGCUCCUAAGGGGCCAUUUCCUCUAAGUUCAUUGGUCCCAACUGAUGAAUGCUUCUGUCAACAAUGGGCUGGAACUAGCUUAGAUAAAUAUAUGGCUUUCCGCCAGAGCUUACUGCUCAAGGAGUUUGCAAAAAAAUAUGAAAGAAAGGGAUAACACCCUCCCUUAAAGUAUGUAUGAGUUAACUGACACACGUGUUUGAUGAUCUGAGAAUCCUCCCUUAGCAACUUCUGCCGGUAAAUUUCAAGGUAUGACAUUGUUAACAAAGUUGCCAUGAAGUUGAGAGUCCCCGCUUAUCACGAAUCUGGAAUAAGAAAAUUUCCAGGUUUUUCAGUUUUUUGUUUGGGUGGCUAGCUUGUUUCUCGUAUAGAGUAUAUAGGCUGUCGUUGCGGCACUCCCGUGCCAUUAUUUGUUUAUACAGGAGCUGCUCCAGUUUUGUGUACAAGGUUAUGCUCUGAGGUCGAAGCAUCUAGAUGAGUAUUAAUUUUUAGGCUCUAACUGCUUAUGACGGAAAAGACAAAAGACACUCAUCGUGGAGUUCAUACUUUUAAGGUAAUUUAUUUCUAAUUGAACAAGAACCAUUAGUUGUUUGAGGAAUAAUUGGUCUGCCAUAUGAAUGUUAACAUACUUAAUUAUCGUUGCUGUAUUCCUUCAUGUUGGUAAACAAUUACAACAUUCUGUUACAUUGUUCCAUUGACUGGCCUUUCUUUAGCCGACCCCACUUAGUGGGAAAAGGCUUUGUUGUUGUUGUUGUUGUUGUUGUUGUUUUAUAUGAUUUCAUAGUUUCUAAUGAUGAAUCCAUUCAUUGGAGGUUGUAGUGUAUUUGUAUCUUCUCGACACUCAAGUGGACAAACGAGAGGCGUUACUAACUGCAUUUGAUUUAAAACACAAGGGCCACUCUUGUUUUGUCAGUAGGAUGAUUCUUGUUGUUCAUCCUCAACGAUACGCCCAAGACCAGGACGUGUAGCUUAUAAAACCAUUUUUCUCUCUUUUCUGCUAAAAGUUUUGCAUUUAUUUAUCUGUAACAUGCACUUCCGAAGUUUCUGUUUAUAUUGUUAGUAACCUGACUGCUAUAUCAUUUGUUAAAUGUUGAUGUGUUUGGCAUAGAAUGUAGAGCUGUAUUUCCAGUCCAA
This is a messenger RNA of Malus domestica (apple), 2565 nucleotides long. Its product is annotated as transcription termination factor MTERF9, chloroplastic-like. Lineage: Eukaryota; Viridiplantae; Streptophyta; Magnoliopsida; Rosales; Rosaceae. The record is from RefSeq and is a predicted model, not a curated record. Gene Ontology annotation, biological process: regulation of DNA-templated transcription; developmental process. Gene Ontology annotation, molecular function: double-stranded DNA binding.